Colletotrichum graminicola M1.001 is the source of this 1896-nucleotide messenger RNA. RefSeq lists its product as uncharacterized. Lineage: Eukaryota; Fungi; Ascomycota; Sordariomycetes; Glomerellales; Glomerellaceae. The record is from RefSeq and is a predicted model, not a curated record. Gene Ontology annotation, molecular function: RNA binding; poly(A) RNA polymerase activity. Bases 1 to 1896 code for a protein of 631 amino acids. Gene Ontology annotation, cellular component: nucleus. The transcript is spliced from 6 exons.
AUGACCGGCGAGGAAAGACCGCUGGGCGUGACACCGCCUAUCUCAUUGGCUCUCCCCACUGAAGCAGAAAACCAUGCGAUGCAAACCCUCAUCGACGAGCUUCGAAGGCAGAACACGUUCGAGAGCCCCACAGACACUGAAAAGAGGCAAGCACUAUCGGAAACGGUUCUCGAGCAUCUUGCACGGAUUUGCGACGAAUUCGUCAAACGCGUGGCCCGAAAGCGGGAGGAAGGCAACGAUGCCCUCAUCAGAGAUGCCAGGGGCAAGAUCUUCACCUAUGGUAGCUACCGCUUGGGCGUGUAUGGUCCUGGCUCCGAUAUCGAUACCCUCGUUGUCGCCCCAAAGUAUGUCACCCGCGCCGACUACUUCGAAAUCUUUCCGGACCUACUCAAAGAAAUGGCCCCUCCUGGCGCCAUUACAGACAUGGCCGUUGUUGCCGACGCUUUUGUGCCCAUCAUCAAAUUCGAGUUUUCCGGUAUUAGCAUUGAUUUAAUCUUCUCUCGCAUUGCCAUGCUUAAGCAACUGCCCAAGGACUUUAACGUCCAGGAUUCCGGCCUGUUACGGGGCCUUGACGAAGCAGAGUUGCGAUCCCUCAAUGGUACUCGGGUGACGGACGAGAUCCUGAGCUUGGUUCCCGAGCAAGCCACCUUCAAGCUGGCUUUGCGCGCUAUCAAACUUUGGGCACAACGACGUGCUAUUUAUGCCAACAUCAUGGGAUUCCCCGGAGGCGUGGCAUGGGCCAUGUUAGUUGCCCGUGUCUGCCAAUUGUAUCCGAAAGCUGCAAGCUCCGUCAUUGUCAAUAAAUUUUUCCACAUCAUGCGCCGCUGGCCGUGGCCGCAACCGGUGCUUCUUAAGCAUGUCGAGGGUGGUCCUCUCCAGGUCCGCGUUUGGAAUCCCAAGCUGUACAAAGGAGAUCAAUUUCAUCUCAUGCCCGUCAUUACCCCCGCAUAUCCCUCUAUGUGUGCCACGUACAAUAUCACGCGAUCAGCUAUGACGGUCAUCCAACAAGAGCUCCAAAGAGGAUGCGACAUUACAGACGCCAUCAUGUUGGGCAGGAGCCCAUGGAGUGACCUGUUCGUUAAACACACUUUUUUCACACAGGGCUACAAGUAUUACAUCUCUGUCAUCACUUCUAGCACUGAUAAGGAAGCCCACAAGGUCUGGUCGGGCUAUGUGGAAUCCAAGGUGCGUGUCUUGGUUCAAGGUCUGGAGCAGCAUCAAUCAAUAGCGCUGGCCCAUGCGUUCAACAAGGGCUACGAACGCCGACACAGGUGUAAGAACGAGGAAGAAGUUCACCAAGUCCAGGCUGGGAACAUGUCCUUCCUGGUCAGAGAUGACGAGGAUCAUGACACAAGUCCGGCGAAGGAUAAGAUCGAGACGAAAGCAGAACUAAGCAGCAUCCCCGGGUUGAAGCCGGACCCGGACCCUGUUCCUACACUCAAAACUGAGCCCUCAGACACGAUAACAGAGGUUAAGGAGGAGGGCGGUUCGUCUGCCACCAUGCAAGAGACUCCAUUCGCCCCUGUUGUAAAGACGGAACUGGGGAACAAAACGGCCCCACCAAUCGAGGUGUUUACCACCACGCACUACAUAGGGCUGACGCUCAGCGAAGGCGCGAAAUCGCUCGACUUGUCAUAUCAAGUUGAAAACUUUAAGACGCUGUGUACAACAUGGGAAAAGUACGAGUCCACGUUGAACUGCUUAGCUGUUCAACAUGUGCGAAGCUUCAACCUUCCCGACGAUGUCUUCGAGCCGGGUGAGAAAAAGCCCCAGAGGCCUCAAAAGAGACAGGCGAAUGCAAACGGCGCAGCACAGAUCAAGAAACGAAGUGCUUCAGAGGACAACUCACAGCCGCCCGCAAAACGUCAACAAGCUUCCGUUACGGCUGCGGGUUGA